AAAAGCAACUCCACCAUGUCGUCACGGAAGAAGGUCUUGUUGAAGGUGAUCAUCUUGGGUGACAGUGGUGUCGGCAAAACGAGUUUGAUGAACCAAUAUGUCAACAAGAAAUUCAGCGCGAGCUACAAGGCCACGAUCGGUGCGGACUUCCUAACCAAGGAGGUCCUGGUGGAUGAUCGUCUGGUAACAAUGCAGAUCUGGGAUACCGCUGGACAGGAGCGCUUCCAGUCCUUGGGGGUCGCCUUCUACCGAGGUGCCGACUGCUGCGUGCUGGUCUACGAUGUCAACAAUUCCAAGAGUUUCGAGGCGCUGGACAGCUGGCGCGAUGAAUUUCUGAUCCAGGCUAGCCCUCGGGAUCCGGAGAAUUUCCCUUUCGUUGUGAUUGGGAACAAGAUCGAUGCGGAGGAAAGCCGACGGAUGAUCUCCUCCAAGCGGGCUAUGACCUUUUGCCAGUCGAAAGGCAACAUUCCUUAUUUCGAGACCAGCGCCAAGGAGGCUGUGAACGUCGAGCAGGCCUUUGAAGUCAUUGCUCGCAGCGCGCUGGCACAAGAAGAAGCAGAAGAAUUCAACGGGGAAUUUAGCGACCCGAUCAACAUCCACCUUGACGCUGACCGCGACGGCUGCGCCUGUUGAUUACUCUAACCGCUAGAAUAUGAUUUUGAACGAUACAACAAGUCCUGUCUUACACUCGAAGAAAGCCCGCACCUCGACUGAUAGCGAAAUCCAAUCUCUAGCUUACCGCUAUGUCUAUUGAUGAGACCUAAAGAGGAGAGUUGGCUUUCCUCUUCAGCACCUGUAUAUACAUUGCAGGUGCCCUUCAUGUAUCACGCUCCUGUCUUUUUUUUUGUUGGAUUGUUGCUUGCAUGGGGUUUUAUUGCUUUGACGGUUAUUGUUUUGUCGCUUACUCCUAGUCUAAUUUUUUUUUCUCUUGUCUGUAGGAGUCUGGGAGGGGGGCGGAAAUUCAGCAUGUUACACUAUUAGACGGUAGUGAGUCGUCGCGUGCUUAUCGCUGGUAUCUCGUGAUUGCUUGGCAGUGGAG
This is a messenger RNA of Aspergillus saccharolyticus JOP 1030-1, 1039 nucleotides long. RefSeq names its product Rab family GTPase YPT7 (gene rab7). The record is from RefSeq and is a predicted model, not a curated record. The transcript has 6 exons. Bases 16 to 633 code for a protein of 205 amino acids. Gene Ontology annotation, cellular component: vacuole; late endosome; fungal-type vacuole membrane. Gene Ontology annotation, biological process: regulation of vacuole fusion, non-autophagic. Lineage: Eukaryota; Fungi; Ascomycota; Eurotiomycetes; Eurotiales; Aspergillaceae. Gene Ontology annotation, molecular function: GTPase activity; GTP binding.